CUCACAUCCUGUAUUUGGCCUGCGCAACGGUCAACCUCGCGCUUCGCCGCUUUGCUUGCCCUCAGCUUUCCCGCCCCACUCAACGGCUCACUAGAAUAGUUGUGAAGUGACACCGUUAGUGAUAACGGUAGUUCUUCCACAUCGGCCUUCUCGUGCCGACGGCUUAACCAUUGACACGUUGGCCAACCAUCGAACAAGCUCGCAAGCGACCAUCGACAUGUCAAAGUCAAAGGAAAACCGCCCCUCUGAGGGCUUCCACCAAGAGUACAUUGCGUCGCUUCGCUAUCGCAAUGACUUACCGCCACCUGAAAUGCCCCCAAAGUUCCUCGAUAUUCCGCAUGAAGGAUUGCAACGUUUUCUUGCCCCUGGUUUUGCUUCAAACAUGGCAAGACGUGAGGAACCCGGUAUCGACGUUGAUGCUGAGGGCGGAAUGCCAAUUGACCUUGUCGGUAUACCUGGCUUACAUUUGGGCGAUGAAAGUGCCAUUCUGAUGCCUGAGCAUGCUCCACCACCCGACCCUCGUGACUUGCCAUUUCUUGUCCCACUUGACCAGCUCAAGAAUCCAUCGGUAAAGAAUGCCAAUGUCAGUUUUCUCCGCCGAACUCAGUAUAUUGCUGCCGAGCACCGAGGUCCCGGAGGAUUUAAGCCUACAGCAGGAAAACCCAAACCACGCCUUGCUGAGAAAGGAAAGUUGGCCAAUGAUGAUCCGCUUUACAUCAAGAAAUAUAUCAUGAAAGGCUUUGAUAUUGCUUAUCCGCAUAGCAAACAUACAGGAGAGGACACUGCCGAGCGCAUCAAGGGACACACCCCUCAGAAACCUGAAUUGGAUGCUUGGGCAAAACCUGUUCAUCCUGAAAACCCUAAAUUGAAACCUGUUGGUUUCUUUCCCGUCCUCCCAGACUUGCAAGGAUACCCUGACCCGGGCGGUUUUGUCCAAUUCAAAUUCGACAAGCCGCCCUUGCUUGCAGCCUCCGGAAAACGCGAUGAACGAAUUGAUGUUGGUCUUUUGUACCCGUCUGCCCCGUCCGACGAGAUACUUCAAGAGCAUGAAGCUAAGACUACCCUUCACAAAAACAAUCCUAAAGUUUACAAAGAUCCCGGUCCCAUUCCAUGGAACUAUGAUCUUUUUGUUCCGGACAACAAGAGCUCGGUCACGAAAAUAAAAGAAAGCCUUGAUCCAUUGAACCCUAAGCGAAACAGUGAAGAACUCUACACUCAGGAUGAUGGAGAGAAUAAAUUUCAUCUUUAUGAUAGACUUCGAACAUAUUAUACGAAGGCCCAGCAAUUAAAUCAAGACCAGAAACAGCGCGACAUUGCAUUGACUCUAUUUGACCCCGCCAAGUCAACCAAUAUUGAUCGUGAUACGAUUAAAGCUGCUUAUUACUACCCCAUUUUAGGGAAGAUGCGCCUAGCGCCUGAGCGUGCCCGCAAAAUCGCCAGAGCCGGCCUUGUUCCUGCUCGGGCCGAAUCUACUAGAGAAGAUCAGGCGGAUCAAAUCCAUGUUACUGUCCGUGACCCUGACGAAGCUGAAAUCUACAAACGAAGCUUGCACCGUGGAAAUGUGGACCCGGAGUUCAAAAAGACUUUGCCUUCACCCCCUCAGGAGUUAGAGGCAGACGAAAAUGAAGAUGAGGAUGCUGAUGCUGAGCCCGAAGGCCUAGUGCAAACUCGUGAGGGUGCCUCUAGUCCGAUCGCCGAAGUUGAAAACAGGUCUGGAGAUGAAUCAUCAUAAUAAUCGAAUUAUUCAUUCCUUGUCUACAUUAUCAAUUUUUUUGGCUUUAGAAUGGCGUCAUUUGAACCAAUGAACUUUAGUGGCAAAAGUAAUCCUGCGAACUUGCGAUUUAGGGAAAGCGAUGGUGUUCAUAUUAGUGGUAUUCUUCAUUUCUGUAUUUAUUUUGGAAAUUAGAAAAGGAAGCGAACCUCCAGUUGUUAUAUUGGUGGUAAUUUGAAAAUAGAUUCAGAUCUGCUGUAUGAUACCCUGUAAUGGAAAUUCAAUUAUAUCAUACAUGUUAUUGUGG
Messenger RNA from Talaromyces proteolyticus, 2018 nucleotides. RefSeq names its product Paf1-domain-containing protein. Gene Ontology annotation, cellular component: Cdc73/Paf1 complex. The record is from RefSeq and is a predicted model, not a curated record. Lineage: Eukaryota; Fungi; Ascomycota; Eurotiomycetes; Eurotiales; Trichocomaceae. Gene Ontology annotation, biological process: transcription elongation by RNA polymerase II. Bases 218 to 1732 code for a protein of 504 amino acids. The transcript has 2 exons. Gene Ontology annotation, molecular function: RNA polymerase II complex binding; chromatin binding.